This is a messenger RNA of Venustampulla echinocandica, 2190 nucleotides long. RefSeq lists its product as uncharacterized. The record is from RefSeq and is a predicted model, not a curated record. Gene Ontology annotation, cellular component: mRNA cleavage and polyadenylation specificity factor complex. NCBI's taxonomy places the organism in Eukaryota, Fungi, Ascomycota, Leotiomycetes, Helotiales, Pleuroascaceae. The transcript is spliced from 7 exons. Bases 1 to 2190 code for a protein of 729 amino acids.
AUGGCAGAACCGAUUUCAGUCGAGCAGCAGAUCAAACUCCUGGAGGAUGCACGAAAGCUCGUACUUGGUGACCCGAAUUACUACCCGCAAAUUCUCCAAGGGAUUAUUCCUAUAAUAAAACCAGAUGGGAGAGCAGACCCCGCCAAGGUAGAGCUGCGGAGAUGGGGUGCAGACUUUCUAGCAGAGACGUUUGCAAGCCCUACUCUUCCGGCGGACCAGAAGGAGACAUUGAGCUUGAGCGUUCUGGAAGUUAUCAAGAAUAUGAUUGAGAAUCCGAAUGAGGAUAGUGCAGUUGUAAAGAGCGUCGUUCAAACUGCUGCAAGCAUAUACCCCCUUGUUUUUAGAUGGAUGAUCAACAACUCGUACGAUGGGCCAACAUGGGAACGAAUGCUUGCGAUAAAGUCAAGGAUACUACGGAUAUGGGAUACUGCUGUGCCAGGAGUGCGAAUAUGUUGCAUCAAGUUUGCCCAGCGAGUAGUACUGGUCCAAACUGCCGGUCCAAAUGCUGACCCACGGCGUGGUGAUCCCCUUGAGGUUUCUCUUUCCAUGGUUCCCCAAAACCAUCCCCUAUUGGCCCCUCGGAACCUCGAAGCUGAAGCCUCAGGUCUGUUGGAUAGAAUGCUUAGUGUCUUUCAAGAGAGCAUUAGUGAUGCGAUAUUGGUUGAUGCUACUUUAAAUACCCUCUCCAUCCUAAUCAGAGCCCGUCCACAAGUUGCCAAUAGGAUCCUGAAUGUUAUAUUGAAUUUCAACCCCCUAAAGCAAGCCAAUUCCCCAAUGACCCCCAAACUUCGUGUUAUGGUCAAAUCUAUGGAAAAGACGACUAGAUUAUUGCUCAUGCACAUCAAUAAGCGCGAUCCACAAAACCCCCUCGCAGGACGUAUUCAACAAUAUGUCGAACGAAUGAUGAGGUCAAGGAACGAGAUAUUCGAUGAAGCGACUAGGAAACGUGGGCCUCCUGCGCCUAUGGAUGGACUAGAUGCCGCCAAACGACAAAAGCUAGGGGCUCAGCUACCAACUCCCGCGCCGAAAUUCCACGUACCUCCAUUAACCCCAGGCCCACACACUGUAGCGGAGUUGUUUACCGUUACAACUGAUGAAGGAUUGAAAGCGUUUGAUGUUUCUCAGUUGAGUGAGGAUCUCGUAGUCAAGAUUGGAAUUACCAUUUUGCAGAAAAUCGACGGAGAUACCCUCAACCAAGCGGUCGAAGGUGUACGACAAAGAUAUCUUUCAUUACAGGCCGCACAACCAGAAUUACUGAACCCGGCAACUGCGCCACUUGGUGUCGAUGAGGACGAGGAUGAUUACGAGCCCGAUUUCUAUAAUGCCGAAGAUACGGAGCAAAUCCUGAACAAGCUCGACAAUGCCCCUCCAGACGAGCCAGAAAUAAAAGCACCGGAUAUGGCACCGGGCCUCUUCGCUCUUCCACCACCACCCCCCUUAACUCAGGAUCAACUUGUGCAAGUUGGACAAGGAACAGUCUCUCGAGUAUUCGGCGUAAUGCAAACCUUGGAAGAAGCUGGGAAGAAACAGAAAGCGGGUUUGAACAGGCUUGCUGCUAGCUCAGGCGACCGAGAUGAUUGGAUCACAAUAAUUACUAGGCUCGCGACACGUUCUGCUGCUGGGUUGGAGGAGGCCUCAGAUAUUAUCAAAGCCGAGCCUGACCAGCCGGUACCAUUUUCUCUCAGCAACACCAUCCGCGAAUCACUCUAUUUAUACGUCCUCGAGGAUUUCCGAAAGCGUAUCGAUAUUGCAGUUGCAUGGCUUUGCGAAGAGUGGUAUAACGAUAGGGUGCAAAUGACGCUUGGCGAACAGACAGUUGUCCACUAUGAAAAAUGGGUUCUCAGGGUCCUAGAUGGUAUUGUUCCCUAUCUCGACGCCCGAGAUAAGGUCUUGACCAGGUUUCUGAGCGAAAUUCCUGGGUUGACUCCUGAUGUUCUUGCCAGAGUCAAAGGACUUUGUAGAGAUCCGGCCAUGGUCAAUUUAGCAUUGACAAGUCUUUUAUACCUGGUUAUGAUGAGGCCACCCGUACGAGAGAUAGCGCUUGAUGCAGUCGAGGACAUUUGGAAUAAUUAUGAGGAUGCAAAACCAAUAGCUGCGAAAUACCUUUCGAAAUGGCGUCCCGGGUUUGCAGAGCGACUAAAGGAUAAUGAGGAAGACAAGAAAACGAAUGGCGUGGCUAUUGAAGUGUGA